Messenger RNA from Papaver somniferum (opium poppy), 546 nucleotides. RefSeq lists its product as uncharacterized. Bases 1 to 546 code for a protein of 181 amino acids. The record is from RefSeq and is a predicted model, not a curated record. NCBI's taxonomy places the organism in Eukaryota, Viridiplantae, Streptophyta, Magnoliopsida, Ranunculales, Papaveraceae. The transcript has a single exon.
AUGGGUAUUACUGAAAUAUUAUGCCAAGGUCUUCAAAAGAAAACACAAGACAUAGUAAAUGCAAUGGCUCUAGUCUCAAACACAAAAGUCUUACUUAGAGAAUUAAAAGAAGAGAGAUGGGAAAAUUUUAUUACAACUGUUAUUGAAUUUUGUGUUGCACAUGGUGUUGAAACACCUAAUAUGGACGCUCGCUAUAUGAUGGGUACAGGCCGUUCUUGUCAGCAACGUGAUAAUAUCACAGUAGAUCACCAUUAUCGUGUUGAUAUAUUUACUGCUACAAUUGAUUUUCAGUUGUCAGAGUUAGAUCAUAGGUUUCCAGAGGACACAAUGGAACUACUCAUUCUUAGCUCAUGUUUGGAUCCUCGGGAUUCUUUUAAGUCAUUCGAUGUUGACAGUCUUUGUAAUCUUGCUGAGAAGUUUUAUCCUCUAGAUUUCAGUCCGCAAGAGGUACACAUUUUGAGAAAUGAGUUACAACAUUAUGGUCAUGAUGUAGUUAACAAUUUGCAAUUUCAGAACUUAUCAACUAUUUCCGAGUUAUGUCGGUAA